CUGUCCUCUCUUCUCCGCAGCGGGCUGCCGACCCAGAAAGCAGCCGUCAUUCAUUAGAAAUGGUAUGCGGAUCCGCCGGGGGGCCGGGCGGCACAAACCCCCUCGGUCACCGGAUCGGCGGCAGCUGCUCGGCCCCCCGGUGCUAUUUUCACCCUCAGGAUAAAGUGAUGUGCAGCCGCGGCGCGCCCGCACGGUCCCAGCUACUCCAGUCCGAGCCGAACAGAGCCAGGAUGAAGUCGACCGGGAGCGAGAGACCGGCGCAGCCCGACGGAUUCACCUCAGACCUGGACGAUAUGGAUAGCGACAGCUCCGACGGAAAGUCCACCGGAGGCUGCAGCCCGCGCGCAGAACCGGGGGAGGUGAGCGGAGGCGGUUCCCGUGCCGGAGUAACGAGGCGGAGGAGAAGGCGGAGGCGCAGGAGUGACGGUGGGGACGUGCGUCUCCCCGGAGUGAGCCAUCAGAGGCAGGCGGCAAACGCGCGGGAGCGGGACCGGACACACAGCGUGAACACCGCCUUCACGGCGCUCCGCACGCUCAUCCCCACCGAGCCCGCGGACAGGAAGCUGUCCAAGAUAGAGACCCUCCGCCUGGCCUCCAGCUACAUCUCCCACCUGGCCAACGUGCUGCUGCUGGGGGAGGACUGCCUGGACGGACAGCCCUGCCUCCGCUACCAGAGCAUCCUGCACGGCCCCGCCGCGCUCAGACCCAUCUGCACUUUCUGCCUCAGCAACCAGAGGAAACUGCUCAGAGAUGGAGGGAAGCACUCGGCUGCGGUGUGAGGUGAGGCUGCUGCGGUCAGACGAGGACUCCACCUCCGUGUUGUUUACACCUGAAGGACUUUGUACAUAAACAUAAAUUAUUUAUUUUUGGAUUAGAGUAGAAAUCAGAUUGAACACUGAGAAGCACUUUCUGUUCACAUCCGUCCGUGUGCCUCUGAACCUCUUGUGUUUUGGUUGAGCUGUAACCUGAGCCCAUGUGUAAAGUUGCACCUGAUGGGGGGGCUAUUUCAGUCCCACCAAUAGUAUAAACUACCCCCCCACCCCCCACCCCGACCUCAUGUCCAACGCCUAAAAAAAAAGAAGCUUUGCCACCUUCAGUCCCAUGAAGGAAACUGAAGAGCAGCUCCUGCAGCGGUCGCUGUCAGUUUAGGGACAUGAACGCUGCCUUCAGGUGCU
Labrus mixtus (cuckoo wrasse) is the source of this 1175-nucleotide messenger RNA. RefSeq names its product basic helix-loop-helix transcription factor scleraxis. Lineage: Eukaryota; Metazoa; Chordata; Actinopteri; Labriformes; Labridae. The transcript has 2 exons. Gene Ontology annotation, biological process: developmental process; regulation of transcription by RNA polymerase II. Gene Ontology annotation, molecular function: protein dimerization activity; RNA polymerase II transcription regulatory region sequence-specific DNA binding; DNA-binding transcription factor activity, RNA polymerase II-specific. The coding region runs from base 60 to 779 and encodes 239 amino acids. The record is from RefSeq and is a predicted model, not a curated record.